Syngnathus acus (greater pipefish) is the source of this 2894-nucleotide messenger RNA. RefSeq names its product profilin 2 like (gene pfn2l). Gene Ontology annotation, cellular component: cytoplasm. Bases 208 to 627 code for a protein of 139 amino acids. Gene Ontology annotation, biological process: positive regulation of actin filament bundle assembly; actin cytoskeleton organization; regulation of actin filament polymerization. NCBI's taxonomy places the organism in Eukaryota, Metazoa, Chordata, Actinopteri, Syngnathiformes, Syngnathidae. Gene Ontology annotation, molecular function: actin binding. The record is from RefSeq and is a predicted model, not a curated record. The transcript has 4 exons.
GCGGAGUGAUCUGAAAUCCGGACUACACCCAGCCGCAGCCACAGCCGCAUUCGCACCCACACUAGAGCCCCGGCUUUCUUUGCCGCCCCAGCGCGUCCGAGUAUUGGUGGCUUGUAUCCGAGGCUCCCGAAUCUCUCUCUUUUCUGCCUUGGUCGCUCUCUCACUCCUCCUUAGCCAUUUUGUACCCCUGCUUUGUCUUUCUUGAACAUGUCUUGGCAAAACUACGUGGAAAACCUGAUGGCCGAUGGCAGCUGUCAGGACAGCGCCAUUGUUGGCUAUUUGGACGCCAAAUACGUUUGGGCAGCACAUGACGGUGGGACUUUCAACAAUAUCACGUCCCAAGAAAUUGACGUUCUGGUAGGUAAAGACAGAGAGACCUUCUACACCUGCGGUCUGACUCUGGGCUCAAAAAAGUGUUCGGUGCUCAGAGACAGCCUGCAGGACGAGGGCGACUGGACAAUGGACAUGAGGACAAAGAGCCAAGGAGGAGAACCCACAUACAACAUCUCUGUGGGACGAGCCGGACAAGUUUUGGUUCUUGUAAUGGGGAAAGAAGGGGUCCAUGGAGGCGGAUUGAAUAAGAAGGCUUACUCAAUGGCAAAAUACUUGCGGGAUUCGGGCUUUUAAUGUUUCCCAGGCUCAUUUAGUAUUGGUUAUAAUCAUGGGAAAGGAGGCGAUCCAUGGUGGAAAUCUUAACAAGAAAGCACAUGAAAUGGCGGAAUACCUGAGGAAGGCUGGAUAUUAAGCAACCUCACCAUCCAUCAACCUUAACAGCUCACUACAUACUUCCAGGAUUAAAGGGCAAUGUUUCUUUCAUCCCCUUCUGUUUUAUACACAGCCCCAUUUUUUUCUCCAUCCUAAUCAUAUAAACAUUUUUUUGACACGACAGUAAUGGCAUGGUCACUGAAAUUGUUUAAAUGUUUAUAAACCAAAGGAGUGUACAAAAAAAACAACCACAAAGUGUAAUAAAAAUGGAAUUUGCCUUGUAUGAUAUCUGCUUUGCUAGUAGCUGGUUUAAAAAGAGAUAAAGGCAUUUCCCCGUUCUAUUCAUCAGCAUGUCUGCAUUGUUGCAUGCAUAUUUGCUUUUUUAUCGUUCUCUUGGCCCUUCACCUGUCUCCCAGCCAAAACAUCUUACCAAUAAAAACAGUUUACGCUGACUUAAGCUUGUAUCUGUGUAUAAAUUUGCCACGUGCCCCUGUACCACCCCCUGCCCCCAUUUUGUUUUUUGGACCUGCCAUCACAUGUCCAUGUCAUGUACCUGGAUGUUAUCUUGAAAAGAUGUGCUCGUUCUUGUUCGAGUGUAGUGUAAGGACAGCGUUGUUGUGAUACUUCCAACACAUUGUUGUGGAAAGCUGUCUGAGCCUUUAUUUCAUAUCCUUGAUUUGAUGAUUGAGUUUUGAGUUGGUAUUCUUGGUAUCUAGUGCAAGGUCAAUGGACCCGUGGACUCACUCGAGGACAGAGUGCAUACGUGUACACGGACUUGAAGAUGAAUGUCAAGGAUAUCUUCCUAUGUUUUUUUUCUGUCCCCAGUAGUCUUAUGUUGACCUACUAGUAUAUAAUUACAUCUUACUACUUGUAAUCCUUUGCUACAGUAGCAACAUUACUAGAUCCAAAUAGAAGGCAUGUGUCACACGCACUUGGAACGUUCUGCAUCAUACUUGUAGAACCAAAAUGCCCACAAGUAUUGUCAUACUAUUCUGGAGAAAUGUAUUGCAAUAGUGGAAAAAUCGUUAAUAGCAAGUCAGUUGUUAUGCAAGUGUGCUGAAUUGUCUUACUAGUGAUUUACCAGUCAGCCAGUCGACUAGUUAGUGGACGAGUUAAUUGACAAGUCAACUAGUUUGAUAUUCUGUUUUAAGAGGUCCAUAUACUAGUGAAGUCUUUGCCCAGAGUCGGAUGUACUAGUGAAGUCUUUGCCCAGAGUCAGAUAAAGCCAUUUAAGCAUUUUUUUCAACGUUGACAUCCAGCCUACGAUCACACUCGAGGGCCACAAGCUGUGGAAUGAACAUUAGUAGGAAGACUCGAUGGUUCUACUAGUUGUCUAAUAGUGCAUUGAAUUGUCCUACUAGUGAGGACAACGCAUGCUAGUACACGGACCUCAAGUUGGAUUUCAAGUAUAUUGAAUAAAUGCUCAAUCGGCUUUCCUAACAUUCUGUCGUCUGUGGUCAUUCCACCUCUGCGACAGCUCACAUUUAUCAAUCAGCCCCUGCAAUUUGACCAAUUGGCUGUUAAUUACCACCCCGUUCUCGUCCUCCUUCCCCAUUUCUUCCCACCUUGGACCAAUCAUUGAUGUACAAGGAUGUCCACCUCCAUUCUGAUAGAUGAUUGUUGGCAUUACCCGUUGACUGUAAUAAAUAAAACCUUAGGCGGCUUCGGAAAGUUGUAAAAUCGUAACGUCUCCUUUUUUUGUUUUUAAGACUUCGACACUAUAAAUUUGUCAAUACUAAUAGACUUUGAUGUUGAUUUUUUUCGACUAACUUCAUUAACUACUGAAACUACAUGAAUGCAUACUGACUGUAAACCAAGGGUGUCAACUUCUGACAUUAUUUGCAUUGUGCUUUAGUCAUCCAAGAUGUAUUCACAAAUUGUCAUCGUAUGGUACUUAGAAGUAUUAUAGCUAAAAAACAAAAUGAAUAAAAAUAAUGCUGUGUACACUAAACUUAUUGAAAGUGGUGUUGGUUGGAAUAAGAACAUUUGUAAGUCGUCUUGUGAUAAACUUCCGAGAAUUGUGUAUUCAGUGCCAUAAAAAUCAACCUCAUGUGUUGCUACUAGUUGGAUUUUUACCUGCUGCCCUGGCAAGAUAUAACUUUUAAUGGCACUUUCCGAAGGGACAUUUUGGCAUCAGUUAUCUCCAGACUUUGUGGAAUAUGUACAGAAUUAAACGAGAGAGAGAAAAA